This is a messenger RNA of Xenopus tropicalis (tropical clawed frog), 9560 nucleotides long. RefSeq names its product forkhead box P1 (gene foxp1). NCBI's taxonomy places the organism in Eukaryota, Metazoa, Chordata, Amphibia, Anura, Pipidae. The coding region runs from base 1933 to 4113 and encodes 726 amino acids. Gene Ontology annotation, cellular component: nucleus. The transcript is spliced from 23 exons. The record is from RefSeq and is a predicted model, not a curated record. Gene Ontology annotation, molecular function: DNA binding; RNA polymerase II cis-regulatory region sequence-specific DNA binding; DNA-binding transcription repressor activity, RNA polymerase II-specific. Gene Ontology annotation, biological process: regulation of DNA-templated transcription; negative regulation of transcription by RNA polymerase II.
GAUGGGGUGUUGUGCAACUACAGAACUCUGCAAGUAACAGGUCGCUAGUGGAAGCAGUUACUGUCAGUACUGGAGUAUUCUGUCAAUAUGACAGUACUGAGUAUAAGUUUUAUACCAGUUCAUGAGUAUUGUGCAACAGGUCGGUACUGGCGUGAGCAGUAUGUCAGUGCAGCAGCACUUUACGGCUGAGAUACCAUGUCAGUAGCUGUCACUGAUAAGCUCCAUAUUAUGUCUGCACGUUCCAGCUGCAGGGCAAGUGAGUUUGUCUCCGUGCCGUGCCCUUCAGUCCGGCGGCUGCACCGGGCCCACCGACUUGCCCAACUUUGAACAACUUUGUGCAUGUUUUCAUCCUUUGCAGUGGGUUGUUAUUCCUGAAGUAUUGGGUGUACUUGUUGCCGUCUGCCCCUUUAAAUGUAUGUUGUAAGAGGGAUAUUGUGCAAGCGGGUGCCUCAGUAGGAGUGUGCAGCUGCCCCGGUGUUACACGCCUGGAGUGGGACUGAUGCCACUGUACUGCCAGAGUUCUCUUUAUUGCACUAUUGUUAGUUCUAGUAUAUUGUGCAGCUACUGACCCCCCCCCCCUCGGCUGGCUGCUGGCUUCCUGCAGUGCUACUCCAAACUCCCUAAGUACCUGCAGCUGUCUGUCUGUGCCGCCGUCUUAGUCCCCACUUAAGAAGCGCACAGUCUGAUACUCUGUUACCGGAUUACGAGGCACCCAGCUGCCCCUCCACUGUGUCCUGUUACUGGGAAAAUCUGAAGCGAUCACCCUCUUAAAUACCCCAACUGCCUGGAUUGCUCUGCACCCAGCUGCCCGUGCAAGUGGCACUGUUUUUUGGGAAAGUAUGCACUUGUUCUCCUUCCAUGUACUCGCUGGAAUAUUCUGCGCCCAGCUGUCAUUCCCAGUGUGUCUGGCGAGGGAGCACUGUGCGCCCAGCCGCUUCUCGUUCCAUUCAUAGAGUCUCAUCGGGGGUGCCUCGAAGGCCGGGUAUCUGCAACCCCGUGCCACUCUACACGCUAUUACUGGUGUGCCGGAGUUCUGUCCUGGGGCUCUCACCUGUUCCUGAUGCUGGGCGUUAAUGUGGGCAACCCUGGCAGAGAUACCUGAAGGAGUAGCGCGGUGCUAUCUUCUCCGUCCUUUGUGCUGCCUUCCGUAGGGAGUGUGGGAUUGUUAGGGAGACUUGCACUGUGCCGCUUCAUGUGGGAGAAAGUUACAGGAACAAAUAGGAGAGCACAUUUACUAGAGCUUCCGGCACUAAUCUCUGCCAUCAGGCACAAAAAGGGAAUUUAUUUCCUUACAGCUGCACCUAUUCAAGAUGUUUUUUAUUUUAAUGCCAUGCAGAACUCCCAAUUAACUCCUCUCGGUGCAGAGAUUCCUUGCACAGAGCUCAGCCGUAACCAGCACAUCCCUGCCUGGAAACUUUUGCCCUCAUCUUGUUCCUUUUGAGCUCAUCCUAAGUAUCAAAGGCUGGGGAAUAAAUGCCUUUAUCCUGUGUUUAAAUGAUGGAAGGAAAAAUAAAAUCAAAUGUUUAGUUUUUGCGCUUGAGUCUUCCAGACUUCGACAAGGUUUGGGUUCUUAAUGUCCUCAUGGUUGGCAGAAAAACAGAUUUGUGAUGGUGAAGGCUUCCAUUGUUGGUCUGAGUUUUGCGGAAAGCUGGUCUAAUGCUCGGCCUGAGGAAGGUAAUUUGCUAUGGAUGUGACUUUGAAGGCUGAGAGAACACUGUUUGCCUAGUAAGAGACCUCAUGGGAGAUUCUGACAGCCUCUUCUGCUGCAUAGUUACACUAUUCCAAGAAUGCAAUAAGCAUCAGGCUCAUUUUGCCCCAAAGGAGCACGCUCAGGAAACUAAAGACUAUAAGGGUAAGGAGAGUGACCUUUUUGGGUGGUUGUAACUGAAGAUUGCUUUGCUGAAGCAACUACUCCUAUAAGGGCUUUGAGUCAUGAUGCAAGAAUCUGGGACGGAGACAAGAAGUAACGAUUCAGCCAUUCAGAAUGGAGCGGGCCCCGGUAACCACCUACUAGAGUGCACGUUGCGGGAAUCGAGGUCCAACGGGGAAACUCCACUCGAAAUAGGGGCCGCCGAACUCGCACAUCUCCAACAGCAACAGGCUCUUCAGGCUGCCCGGCAGAUAUUAAUAAACCAGCAACCACUUAGCGGAAUAAAGACCCACAAGAGGAAUGACAAACAACCAUCUCUCCAGGUUCCCGUCUCAGUGGCUAUGAUGACACCUCAAGUGAUCACUCCCCAGCAAAUGCAACAAAUCCUUCAGCAGCAAGUGCUCACUCCCCAGCAACUACAGGUGCUGCUCCAGCAACAGCAGGCACUAAUGCUACAGCAGCAGCAGCUUCAGGAGUUCUAUAAGAAACAGCAGGAACAGUUGCAGCUUCAGCUGUUACAGCAACAACAUGCAGGAAAGCAGCCGAAAGAGCAACAGCAAGUGGCUACCCAACAGUUGGCCUUCCAGCAACAACUUCUCCAGAUGCAGCAACUACAGCAGCAGCACCUCCUUACUUUACAGAGGCAAGGCCUCCUGUCUAUACAGCCCGGGCAGCCCACCCUUCCUCUGCAACCUCUUGUUCAAGGCAUGAUUCCAGCUGAACUGCAGCAGCUUUGGAAAGAAGUGACAGGCUCGCAUACGGCUGACGACGUGGUUUGCAACAACCACAGCACCUUGGACCUGUCCACGACCUGUGUUUCCUCCACGGCACAGCCGAAAGCUUCCUUGCUCUUAAACUCGCACGCGUCCACCAAUGGGCAGGCCUCAGUUCUUACUCUUAAACGGGAGAGCUCAUCCCACGAGGAGUACGCGCAGAACCACUCUCUGUAUGGACACGGCGUGUGCAAAUGGCCGGGCUGCGAAGCAAUUUGUGAAGAUUUCCCAUCAUUUCUAAAACAUCUCAACAACGAGCAUGCACUGGAUGACAGGAGUACGGCCCAAUGUCGGGUUCAGAUGCAAGUGGUGCAGCAAUUAGAGUUACAGCUAUCAAAAGACAAGGAACGUCUCCAAGCCAUGAUGACACAUUUACAUGUGAAGUCGACAGAACCCAAAGCAAGUCCCCAACCUCAGUUGUACACUACAUGUAGUAGGGAGAAUGGAUGGAUCUAUAGUAGCCAACAGCUGGAGGAAGGAUUCACUGGCAUACUUAAAGGGCUGAACCUAGUAUCGAGUGCCACCCUUUCAAAGACAGUGUCAGAAGCGUCCCCACAAAGCUUACCUCAUACUCCCACCACCCCAACCGCGCCACUCACUCCCAUCACCCAAGGACCUUCUGUCAUCACUACCACCAGCAUCCACAACGUGGGGCCCAUCCGGCGGCGGUACUCUGACAAAUACAACGUGCCCAUCUCUUCCGAUUGGAUGAUCUCUGUUGACUUUCUGUCGUUGCCAGACAUUGCACAGAACCAAGAGUUUUACAAAAAUGCUGAAGUCAGACCACCCUUCACGUACGCAUCUUUAAUUAGGCAGGCAAUCCUUGAGUCUCCAGAAAAGCAACUAACACUAAACGAAAUCUACAACUGGUUCACGCGACAGUUUGCCUACUUUCGACGCAACGCAGCAACAUGGAAGGGUGCCAUUCGCACCAACUUGUCCCUGCAUAAGUGCUUUAUCAGAGUAGAGGAGGAGUAUGGGUCCUUUUGGACUGUUGAUGACGAAGCCUUUAAACGUGGCCACCAUAUUCACAGAGGCCGUCCUCGAAAACCCUGCCCUGAUGAACACUUUGACCAGCUUGUUGCACAUAGCCCUUCGCUUAUUAAAAAUAUUCAGACAAGUCACGCCUACUGCUCACCUCUCAGCGCCGCUUUGCAGGCUUCAAUGGCAGAGAACAGUUUACCUCUAUACACUACUGCAUCCAUGGGAAAUCCUGCCCUCAACAGCUUAGCAAAUGCAAUGAGAGAAGACUUAAACGGAGUCAUGGAGCAUACGAAUAGUAAUGGAAGCGACAGCAGCCCGGGACGUUCCCCUAUGCAAGGAAUGCACCAAGUGCAUGUUAAGGAAGAACCACUGGAUCCCGAUGAGAACGAAGGUCCACUAUCGUUAGUAACAACAGCAAACCACAGUCCCGAGUUUGACCCUGACAGAGAUUAUGAAGAUGAACCUGUAAAUGAGGACAUGGAGUAAAACUGUCUCACAUCACAGUCCCGAGAAGGAAGACAGUCCGUGGCUGCUGGAGCUCUCCCCCCUUAUUGUACAGUCUGGAGAACCCACAGCCAUUCAAACGACUCUGAUGCGUUAACUCUUAGUGCCAUCAAGUAUCCCAUUUGGGAGUAUUUUUGAUUUUUCUACUUUUUUUGUUGAAAAAAAAAUUUAAAAAAAAAAACAGGAAUUUGUACUCAGUGCAUUGGACGGACUUGUUUGGUACUCGGAAUUCCCUCUCUCUUACAGUCGCCAUCAGUGUUGUAAAUGUGCGAAACUGGUUUCACUUCUCCACACGCAGCGGACAUUGGACUGCAGUGCUGCCAAAUCCCGGACACGGAGGACAUGGAUAUAGAGCAUGUGUGUCCGGAACUGCAGCUCGUCCCUCUGCCCCGGGGGGGGGCGCAACGUUUCCAAUGGACAAAGUAUUUGCACAGUACUGCAUGUAAUAUUGAUUAUCACUGCCUUUCAAUCAAUUCCUUUGCUUCCAUUUGGGAUGGGGGAUGACAUUUUAUAUAUGUGUGUGGGACAGAGACAGAGGCAGAGUAAUUAUCCCAAACUUCUUAAUGUAUUGCUUUUUGUUUUUAUUGUACUACAACAAUUUAAGUUCUGACCUCAGGCCUCCGCUUCAGGCCCAAGGCCUCUCCGAGGCGUAAUGUUUUCUGUACUUUUGUGAUGAAUGUUACCGGGUGUUUUUUUUUUUUUUUAUUAUAUGAAGCCGAAUGUCAUUCACUUGUUUGUAGUUUUAAUGUCAUUCAUUCCACUUUGCUUGAGUUGCCAUCCAGGCUUUCUUUUUUCUUCAGCCACUGAUAAGCCAUUCCAUGUUUUAUUCCCUCAAACGCAUCCAAACUGCCCUUGACAAUAGUGACUUGGAUCUUCUAUAUUAUACUGCAAGAAUCUGACCGAAUGAAUGAAUGAUGGAAAUAGGAACAUUUUUUUUAUACUGUGUGCCCAUUGUUCCGGUAGUAUAUUUAUCCCCGGCAGACGGGGACGAAGGGUCACCACUUACAACUAUACAGCACAAGCCAUUAUGCAGCUCUCAGAGGAAGUGGUAGCAAAUUAAUGCUUUAGAAUUCCACGAGCCGGACUGCCGCACAGUCUUUGUAAGCCAAUGUCUGUCCUCUUCAACCUUUUCAAUUUGCCAAUGACAGUCCGCGACCUGGAGACCAGGAACGUUGACACUUUGACCAGGGGGCGGUAGUGAUUUUUGGCAAAACGAGCCUCCAAAAGAUUAUUGAGUUUAUGCCCAUAUUUUAUAGUCCUUUGCCAGUAGAGAUCUUUUUGUCGUUGUUGUAUUUGCUGCCAUAAAGAAGACGCCAGUGUCAUACGUAGGCUGCUUAACCAAACGUGGGCCAAUGAGACCGUUCAUGGACCUUCUUAAGUAUCUCAGAUCAGAGAGAGAAGCGACGAUGGGAUCUGGUAGCAGAGUUAAAAAAUAAGAAGUUCAACUAUGACAAGGGGCUCGAUGUUCUGUCUGAGUCCAAUCUUGCUAUUGGCCGAGACAAUAAGCUGAGAUCUUGCUAUGGACAUUAAAGGUGCAGUCCCUAUUGCAUUGUAACCUUUCCCGGCCAUGUCUUCUCUUUCUGCUUUCUGUUCCACUCCCUAUUCCGCCUGGUUUCCUUCCAGGUCCUGCAGAUAAUCGCGGUGGGUGGGCCUUUUUAAUGGAAAAGCUUUUUUUUUUCACCAAAAACCUUUAUUUUUUGUUGUUGCUAUCCCUGUAUAUUGCACUUUUUAAAGUCUGUGUAUAAUUUAUUACCUCAGGCUCAACCACACCGAUAGCACUGACAUUGGGUUGUGAUAUCUUACUGUGUUUUACACUAAGGAUUUUUAAGCUUUCAUUCGCCUCCGUUUUUGAUUUUUUUUUUUUUAAUGCUGAGCCAAAUCUUCUAUAAAAUGGACAGAAAAAGCGCGAAGAAAAAAAAAGGUUCGAUCUUACAAUGUACAGAGAGGCGGGGCUGCACUUUUAAUUCAACAACAAGUAUCUCUGUCCCAGAACACUCAGACACUUCAGUCCUCCAACCACUGUAUCAUUCAUAUAUUUAUGUAGGAGGGUAGCUUUCCCGUUAUUCUGCGUACAAUCCCUAUCAGUUUAACCCAUGGUGGGGGCUGCAUUAUUCUGCAGUAUAAUAUUCCACGAGUCAACGAGCAGCCGGGGGUUGGCCGAUCUUCUCCUUUUUUUUUUGUUCCCCUAAACUACCAAAGAUUUUUCACAAAGCUAAAUGAUGUUCUUUGUUACACGCUUUAUCUUCCUAAGCCAAAUAUCCUCUUGUUGUUCAUCAAAGGAGGCAGCUGAUACUAAAGGGGGAAACCAGCAAGGAUUAUUAGGCUUAUUGCUUGUGCUCUAGGAAACCGCUUCUAAGUUGAUUCAGAAAUUACGUUCGCAAACCAAAGUAGGUCUUUUUUUUUUCUGUUUCUCCAUUGUGACCAAAAAAGGAAAAGCUACAUUUUUGGGAACAGUAUUAAUUUGGGUGCAAAUGGGGCGUGAUUGAUAAUGAAGCCCAGUGGGUGUUUCGGGACUUCAACAAUCAAGAUAUUCCACCGUCCUUCAUAAAGGAUUUGGCCAAAUACUGAACCGAAUGGUUGGAAGGGUUACAUUUUCAACUUCUGUGUUUAUGUGACAAAAAGUCACGUGAUUUUUUUAGAUUCGAUUCAGUUGGCGGAAUCCAAAUCCUGCCGAAUCUUGGGCAAACCCCGAACUGAAUCCUGGAUUCGGUGCAUCCCUAGUUUGAGAUUGGUUCAGUGUUUUAAUAUGGGAGGGGCAUGCAGGUUAAGUCUUCAUAUGAUACUGCUCUGUCCAAUAGAAGACCCAGAUGGUUGGUGUGGUCCACCAUCUUUAAAGUUUUACAGAUUGCCCUAAGUUCUUUUUUUAAUGAACCCAGCCAUGAUUAAUUAAAAAAAAAGUGGGUGCCUCACUAUUGUAACCCAAUUUCUCGCCUCUAUAUUUGCAGUUCUGGUUACAAAAAAUCCACAGCAAGUGAUUGGUGUCACCAGUAGAGAGAUUCUUUCAUAAGCUAUUGUAUUGUGUCAUUGUAAAUCAAAAACCCAAAGCACUAUUUUUUAUAGCACAUUGUCAGAAGUUUGGUUGACAUUUAGCUAAACUGCCAUAUCAAAAGCUGGUACCUUUAAAAAAUAAGUGAGAUGAAUAGAAAGUAACGCAGCAGACCAAAAAAUAAUAAUAAUACAAAAUAUAUACUUACAUUUUAUUGAAUAAAUGUGAGAUUCUUGGCACUUCUACAUUGUGUUGGCUUGACCCUUUUGCCUCGAAUAAUAUUAUUGGCCCCUUUAGUUGAAGGGCCUUCCAAUUUCUUAAGCACUAAAAGGAGAGUCAGGGAAUAGUUGGGGGUUUGUAUAAGCCAGUACACUCCUCUCUGCUCCGAAUAUUGUCUCACAAUAUACGCUUCUGCCAUAUUCUUUUCCUCUGAUCUGAUAGGAUGUGAUUGACUCCUUGGUCAUUUCCACACCUGCCCACUCAUGUUUUUUCUUCUUUUUUUUUUAAUAAAUAAAACAUAGGCAGACUUUUCUCUUUUCUUUUACAAGGUUACCAAUUUUUUGCUGGUUUCGAGAUCUAACAGUGAACACAAAUCCGGUAGAUCUGACCAUUCUCGGCUUAGCUAAGUUUUAAGCGAUACAGCACGAGGAACAUGUAAACAUACCUCAGUCCUAACCUUUAUGGAAUUAUUCAUCCACCGAUACAUUUCACUAAGUUGCACUUAGUUUGUCGUUGCAUGCAAACACAACUAUGAAAAAAGAAAAAAAAAAUUCUGCAUCUCUCACAAAAGAACCGACUGAAAAAUCUCAGGCUUAACAUCCAGCAAACUCCACUAUACAAUUGUCUUUUACUUUCCCAUUUCCCAUUACCGAUUUUAUUUGAGUUUCACUUACUGUACAUAUAAUUGGAAUAUGUCUGUGUGAGCAUUUAUAUCGAGGGAGGGGCCAGACGACGGGAUAAUCCUUGUUUCUAUUUUUUUUUUUUUAAAAAUGUCUUUGCUGUUCUUUUUUUUUUCUUUCUAAUAUUCCUUGCAAUUUGUUUGUCAGCCACCAUUGCUUUGUUGUGCAACCGCUUUAUAUUAACUCUACUAAGAAAAAAAAAUAGCUUUCAAAAAAAAAAAAAACUACUGUAUGUAACAAAAAUGCAGAAAAUGCUGCGUAUGUAUUUUAUUUAGUUACCCUGCUUUAAACGGAAAAAAAAGAUGGAUGACGUUCGCCGACAACGUGGGAGAAAAUCCCUCGAUAUUUUGCUUUCAAACUGUAACAUAGUUGACAGAUUUUUUUUUUUUUUUCUAUCAUUGAUUGAAGCAUUUUGUACAGUUUUUUGUGUUUUUUGCCAGUUUUUUGAUACUUUUCAACCCUUUUAUGUUUAUCCUACCACUGCCUUUUCUGGCUGUCUUAAGAAAAACGAAAAAAAAAAAAGUUCAUAUGUUUAAAGUACAAACAAAAAAAGAAAAAUGUUUUAAAGUGUUUCUCCUCCUGCAGUAAAUAUUUUGCAUGGUGAAUCCUGGUAUCACAAUUUCAAAAGUUUAUCGAUGAUUAACUGGGAGUGUCGAACUAUUAAACUUUUGUAUAAAACACUUUACAAGGUGCCAAGAUGUAAAGAAAAUUUGUUACAUGUUUUUUGUUUUUCUUUUUUUUUUUUUUUCUUUUCUCAAAGAAAUACAUUAAGUGGGCGGUACCGCCUAUCCGGUAUCUCGCUGUCAGGAAUGAGGGUCACAAAAGCCUCCGUGAUUGGCCCGUCGGUCUUUUAAAAUUGCCAAUUUCUCGAGUAGUAAGAGAAUGAGGGUCACAAAAGCCUCCGUGAUUGGCCCGUCGGUCUUUUAAAAUUGCCGAUUUCUCGAGUAGUAAGAGAAAAAAAAAGUCAAGGGGUUUUUGUCGGACAAAAUCAAAAUUGGUCACAAAAUCUGGCGGAAUUUAUUUUGAUCUUUUUCACACACAGAAAAGUCUUUGAUGCAUUGCUGAUUCGUCGGCAAAAAGAUUAAUCCGAAUGUUUACAAAUCCUUCCAUUGUGUUUGUGCCAUUGGCCUAACUUUUUAUUUUUUUCUGUUUGCAUUGUUUCCGCAUCCUCAUCUGUUCUGAUUACUUCUGCUUCAUGGGCCAAUGUUAUUUGUUUGAUGUCGGCCAAGCCAGAUUUUCCAAGGUUGCAAUAUUGUCCCAAGCUAAAUACACAACCCGAGUGUAAAAGCCACGAGCCUCGAUGACAAUGGUACAGUCCAGACUGUUAGCUUGGUGCUCCGUGUCUAUGUCUUGCCAAUGACAGGAUAUUUUGUUUUGAAAAGGCCUAAAAGAAACUCAUUCCUUACAUCAAUUGUAAUUUCCAUCAUUCCAUGUCUGUUGGUGCAGACAAUAAUAAAAAAAAAAACAAAAAAAAACUUGUGUAGUCAGUACUGAUUACUGACAGUAUAGCAUUCUCUAAUGCAAUAAAAUGCUGGUUGUUCACA